Messenger RNA from Gamsiella multidivaricata, 3331 nucleotides. RefSeq lists its product as uncharacterized. Gene Ontology annotation, biological process: signal transduction. Bases 406 to 2883 code for a protein of 825 amino acids. Gene Ontology annotation, molecular function: protein binding; GTPase activator activity. NCBI's taxonomy places the organism in Eukaryota, Fungi, Mortierellomycota, Mortierellomycetes, Mortierellales, Mortierellaceae. The record is from RefSeq and is a predicted model, not a curated record. Gene Ontology annotation, cellular component: cytoskeleton; cytoplasm. The transcript has 7 exons.
CCUCGUCUGUCCUCGUUAAAUUGCCCAAAUGUGCCUUUUGUCUUUGUCCUCCCUCCCCCCUCUUUGUCUGUUUCUUCUGCCACUACUUCCUUCAAGUCACUCUUCCUCUUCAUUGCACUCGUUUAUCCCAACGGGCCCUCACCGUAUCCCACGAACCCGACGACCUUCUUCCUUGUCGCUCCCCACAAACGCACACCCGCCUGCACAUCCAUACUCGUGCUGAUACCCAUAUUCGUCUUUGCACCCAUACUCGUCUUUGCACCCAUACUCGUCUUUGCAUCCAUACUCGUCUUUGCACCCAUACUCGUUCUCACACUCACACUCGUUCUCGCACUCACAUCCAUACUCGUCCCCACGCGUGCACGGACAUAUAUACCCUCCUUUGAUCCUAGCGAUCCUGCGAGCAUGGCAUUGGCAAUAUCCAGUCCCGUUUGGGUGGAAAUCACCGAUCCUGAAUCCCACAACACUUUCUACGCCAACCUGGCCAGCGGGGAGUGCAACUGGUCCCUUCCGGAGGGAGCCACCAUUCAGCACCAGAGCCCGGCGGGCGAGUGGUGGGAGCUGUUUGAUGAUAUCCAUAAUCUGCCUUAUUACUACAAUACAAAGACCGGCCAGACUGAAUGGGAGCGACCGCAGGAUAGCACCCAUAUCAUCUCCUUAACAGCAAUCCAGAAAUCCGUUAUUGGCCAGCGCCUUUCCCUUCAUCUCUCCACUGGUGCGGCACAGGCACAGCAGAGCCGAGCAGCCGCGAGAAGGAGCGUCGAAAGACUGCAGAUCCCGUCUGCACCGGAUGCAACGGCCUCCAUCGUAUUUCUCAGUAACGCUGGCCUUCUCUCCCCAGCCGAAACCCCGACUGAACCGUCUGCAUUAUGUAACGCCGCAGGACACAGAAAUUCACUCAGCAUCUCUGAGCAGAUCGUUCUUACUCCACCGAAAGACUCCAGUAGCACAAUCUCCCUUGGAAUAUCACGAAACCUGCCCGACCCAGAGUCAGUUUCACGGCCAGAGCUGUCACCGCCAUUAUCGCCCACCACUGGCUCAGGGCUGAAGGACAUUAGUAACUGGAGAUCAAAACCCAAACACGCCAAUUCGCAACAACAACAACAAUCUGGCCCUACACUCUCGACAAACUCAAUCGUCUCGACCCUUCAAAAGGCGGCUUCAAUGACACUCAGCAGAUCUUCGUUUGCGUCAGCACAACAGAUCGCCGUUCCAUCUCGAUCACAGUCAGGGGUGAACUCCCGCCCUAGCAUUCCUCUGUCUGCCUCACAUCCUCCAACCUCAGGCAGUUCUAUGACGCUCAACAGCUGUGCGACCUUUAGUGGCACAUCAUUUCAACCUGCCCGCAAGAGUUUUCAGAUUGCUGAACGAGCCAGGAAAUUUGGUAUCGGGGCACCGAUCGUGAACGAUGAAGCAGCCAGGAAGAUGUCGCCAAUGAUAAUUGAGCAGCAACAAGAGGCCCUACGCAAAAUGUCGACUAGCCCGCCUCAAACCCCUCCGAAAUCCUCUGUCAGAGACGGAACGCAUAUUGUUCAACCCUAUCAUCCCAGAAUAGGCGGUAGCGUUUUCCCACCAGGAACACAUCCCGCUCUCCCGGCAGAGUUGCAGUCGUCUAUUUCCCAGUUUCGUAUCGCAGGAUUCGCUGAAAAGUACUUUUCAACACACAAAAAGGGGCUUUUUCGACGUAGAGUCCCCAUGGAGAAGAUGCUACUCCAUCAGAAGAGUCCGCUCAGUCAACCUUUGAUGGUUUUCGACAAACGUGGGGUUCAAAAAGACGCCCUUCGGUGCUUCAAAAUUGUGCAAAAGUUGAUGGGAGAGCGGAAGGGUAAUGGAUAUGCGGGCCCAACAGGGAUAGAGUUGGGUGAGACAUGUGUCGAUCUGUCGAUCCAAUCGGAGGACGACACCAAGCUGGUUCUAGAGUUGAUCAAGAAAGGCCUGGACCAUGGCGAACUUCGUGACGAAAUAUAUGUGCAGCUCUGUAAGCAGCUUACAGAGAACCCAAGCAGAGAGGGCAGCAUCAAGGGAUGGCACCUGUUCACUAUCUUGCUGAUCACAUUUGCGCCUUCGAAAAACUUGCACGAGUAUUUGGCCUCGUUCCUUACUCAACACGCAACAACAUCUCUCCAUCCUAUACCAGUAAUGGCUCAGCAUUGCCUCGACCUGUUGCGUAGGAUCAGCAAAAGAGGCUCCAGGGCCAAACAAUUAACUUUAAUUGAAAUUGCGCGAGCUCAAGAGGCGGCGUUCAGACCAAGCGUGUUUGAAGCGACACUUGAGCGGUUGAUGGGACGCCAAAUGGCAUCAGGAGGAGAAUGGGCUGCUUGGCGUGUGCCUCGACUCAUGGUGUUUCUGAAGGAAAGCGUUAUCAGCCUUGGAGGUCACAAGACGGAGGGUAUCUUUCGCAUUUCCGGUGACCUGGGAUCAGUAGCAGAGCUGAGGGCAAGGAUAGAGCUCGGUAACUAUGAUCUUGAAGGAAUCACCGAUCCUCAUGUUCCAUGUUCACUGCUGCGGCUUUGGAUCCGGGAUCUCCCAGAACCCAUCAUCCCAUAUGGAAUGUACCAGCAGUGCAUCCAAGGAGCAGAGGAUAAAGAUGCAGUGGCCAGAGUAAUUUCUGCUUUGCCAUUGUGGCACAAGGAAAUGAUGAUCUACUUGGUGUCAUUCUUGAAGACAUUUAAUGAUCCAACAGUCAAAGAGGCGACCAAGAUGAGCCUGGCCAAUCUAGCAAUGGUAUUCGCUCCAACGUUGCUGCAGUGCUCAAGCGACGACGCACCCAUGCUCAUGGGUCGUCUUCAGGCUGAGAGGGUGUUUGUGUCAACGCUGAUUUCAGAAGUAGAAUUCCCGGAGGAGGAUUUACGGAUCUUGGGAGAGAUAAAGGACGAUCGAUAGCGAGGCAUGGCCUUCGCAAGUUUUGUUGCGGACAUCUUACAAAGAUAGAGGCAUCAAAUGCAAACUGAGGCGUCUUUUUUCGUUUCGCUUCAGGCUGCAGCAAUAGGAAUAUAGGGUGUGAGGCUAUGAUGGAGGUUAUUCCGGCAGAACUCACAAAAUAGAAGAAAACUUCCCCUUGCCACACACCCAUAAAAAAUCAGUAAAAGUUUAGACCCACAACCGGGUACUCUUGAUUGGUCUUGGUGACUUUGAUGACGAUGACGGCGGCGGCGGCGGCAAAAAAAGCUUAGCCCAAAUACUUCAAGUAGCGCAUACAAGGUACCGGGGGAUAGCUGUUCGAAUAUCAGGACACUCAGCUCAACAAUUCGAGGGCAUGAUUCGCGCAAAUACCAGGGGCAAGGGCGAAGCACUCAACAAGGGCAAGGGCGAAGCACUCAAACGAGGGCAA